Messenger RNA from Penicillium oxalicum, 960 nucleotides. RefSeq lists its product as uncharacterized. Lineage: Eukaryota; Fungi; Ascomycota; Eurotiomycetes; Eurotiales; Aspergillaceae. Gene Ontology annotation, molecular function: ATP binding; protein tyrosine kinase activity. The transcript has a single exon. The record is from RefSeq and is a predicted model, not a curated record. Gene Ontology annotation, biological process: protein phosphorylation. Bases 1 to 960 code for a protein of 319 amino acids.
AUGGAAGAUAAGGGCGAACCCGUACUGUUAGGACUUGGCCGGGUUGGGCGGGUGAUGCGCUUUGGAAACAUUGCAGUGAAAACUGCUAAUAUCUGGACUGUGCCCAAGGACGCGUCCGAGACUGAAAUCAUCGGCUGCGAGCAAAUGGGUGAGCUGAACAAAGAGUCCCUAAAACAUGAGGGACUUGUGUAUUGCCAUCUAGGCCAUGUUCAAGGGGUGAUAAAACCAUGUCAGAUCACCGACACCGAGAUUCGAAUGCCAUACCUGCGCCACGGGUCCCUCUCCGGCUAUCUGCGCGCUCAUAGUGAUAGUGUGGACAGCAUUCGACGAUUACGAUGGCUCCAAGAAGCUGCGCACAUCAUCCGUCGAGUCCACGAGCGGCGGGUAUUAGUUGCUGACAUAGCGACACGAAAUUUCCUGCUUGACGAGAAUCUUUCUCUCCAAAUGUGUGAUUUCACCGAGUCCGUGAUUGUUUCGAACGACGAGGGCAUGACCAGCUUUGUAUCUGAGGACUACAUUUCAGUCAAAUUCGACAUUGCCCGCUUCGGCUCGAUGAUAUACGAAGUCAUGUCCGGCAGCCGCUGCGAAUUCUACGUUGUACCCGAGAUCGAGGCCGAUCUAGACGAUGAUCCAGAGUCCAAAACAUUUAAAACGUGGCCAACUGCUGAGAAACUUCCAAAUACGAAUAACGUGUUCUUGGGGGAUAUCAUCGGGAGAUGCUGGGCUGAGAACGGAUUCCUCACGAUGCGGGAAGUUUGUCACGCCUUGGAUAAUGCUGAUCAAAGGCCGGCAGCCUUAAAGGCUUCUGGAGACACGGAAAAUGCAAAUAUCAACUGGCGACGUCUACUGCGUUUGGCAAGCCCGGUGGCGACAACAACCAUUCUUGCAAUUGUCAUCAUUCCACGACUUCGUUUUCCGUGGCGGGCGAUACCUUCUGUUCUUCGCUCGUCCGGACAUUGA